Oryza sativa Japonica Group (Japanese rice) is the source of this 5466-nucleotide messenger RNA. The record is from RefSeq and is a predicted model, not a curated record. Lineage: Eukaryota; Viridiplantae; Streptophyta; Magnoliopsida; Poales; Poaceae.
GGAUGACUGGAUGGAUCCCCACUCUCCAGCAAUGGCGGCAAGGUUGUACUUCCCCUAUCCUAGCAGCGAUGACGUCCGCCACGAAGUGAGAAGGAAGCCGAGCGCGGCCGGCGAUGGAGCGGCCAAGGAAGCCGGCGGCGACAGCUGCGGCGCCGGCCGGAUCUGGAGACGUCGGCGGCAGCGGCGGCUCGGGUUCUUCCUGCAAUGGCGGCGACUGACAGCAACGUUCUGUCUGCUUCUUUCGAUCCAGAAAUAGAAGGCCAUUGCAGUGUCUAGAACGCGGAAUUGGUCAACUAAAAAUUCAUGUGACUGUGAAACUUGACGAGAAACCAGUGGUGCUGAACCAAUCUGUAGAACUUUCUUUACUGCUUUCAUCGUCACCGCUAUGUGGACAGUCUUGUAUGGUUAUUAUAUUGUUGCAAAAUGUACAAAACAGAUACUUGAAUCCAAACGGUUCACAUUAAAAAGCAUAUCUAGGUUGGGAUACUGGACUAUGUGGAGCAUUCAAAGUGUGUUUUUGUAAACCACAGUAUAAGAGUAUGUGGCAGCCUUAAUUCCUACUCUGCUUCACCUGAUCCUUUAAAAUUUUUCAGACUACAUAAUUUCUCUCAGAUCCCAGUUCUUGCUGAUCUAUUGAGAGGUCUACAAAAUUUCAGACUACAUACUUACACAUGGAGACAUUUCUGUCUGCAAUUCUGAGUGAUCUUACCAGUAGAUCCAUAUCUUUCCUUGUCAACAAGUGCUCAAAACCAACAACUCCAACUGUGGAGGAGAGACUACAACAGUUGCUGCUCCGGGCACGUGUAAUCGUAGAGGAGGCAGAUGAACGGUUCAUCACAAACCAAGCCAUGCUGCAGAAACUGAACAUACUAAGGAAGGAGAUGUACAGAGGGUAUUACACACUCAUCUGCUUCAGAUGCCAUAACAAUGAAGAAGACAAUGUCAAAGAUCGUGAGGUGAGUUACUAUUUUACACCUUCCAAGUUAAAUCCUGCCAAGCGUGUCCGAUUCUGCACGGGCAGUGGCCAGACUUUACGAGAUCAGCUGCAGCAAGUUCUUGGCAGCCUACAAGUCACCCUUGAAGAUAUGCGCGAGUUUCUCAUGUUCUUCAACAGUUGUCCUCAUUUAUGCCGACAGCCAUAUAGCAUGCACUUGCUUUUAGACAGGUGCUUGUUCGGUCGUCAAAUGGAAACGGAGCACAUCAUGAACUUCCUGCUCAAAGAGGACAUUCCCAGUGCUGAAAAUCUAGGUGUCCUGCCGAUCAUUGGCCCAGGAAAAGUUGGGAAGAGCACCCUGAUUGAGCAUGCCUGCGAAGAUGAAAGAGUGCGUAACCGCUUCUCUCAAAUUGUGUGUUUUAACGACGAUGAUGUAGGACAUGCAAACAUGGUGGCUCUUAGAGAUUGUGGUGUAAUUAAGCAUAAAAACCAUUCUAUUGGUGGAGACAGGAUGCUAAUCAUUAUCGAAUUAAUGGGAGACAUUGAUGAGGGUGUAUGGGGAAGAUUGUACUCAGCUUCCAAAAUUAGUGUUGCAGUUGGAAGUAAAAUUAUAGUCACAAGCCGAUCUGAUAAGAUUGUAAGCUUUGGAACGACACAAGUUCUCAGAGUAAAUUUCUUUACUCAAGAAGCUUAUUGGUACUUUUUCAAGGUGCGCACAUUUGGAAGCUUGGAUGCAGAGGAGCACCCAAAGCUGGCAUCAUUAGCCAUGGAUAUCGCCAGGGAGAUGAACCAGUGCUUCAUGGGUUCAUGCAUCUACAGUGUGCUUCUGAAAGCAAACUUUAAUGCUCGGUUUUGGAGCAUGGCGCUGGCAAGAAUCAGAGAAUUCAAGCUGAAGAACAACUUAAUAUACAACGCGUAUCUUGUUGGUGGUCCUUGGGAGGCGGUUAAACCUGCAUAUGUUCGGACGGUAAACAAAAUUUCCUCUGAAUAUCUUGUGGUUCUUCACGACUAUCAGACACUCUCUGUUCCAAACAUGGUCCAUUGUUACACAAACUCUGCUCAGAGUGAAGGUGAAGUCCCCGAGGUCAGUAUGCAAGAUUUUCUCUUCGGAAGUGUUAAGCCUCAAGGAAAAUUCAAGGUUCUCGCAUGGAGAUCUCACCUUCCACCUCACUACAACUACAUUUUCAACUGUGAGGUACGGAGGCCACAUCAUAUGGUCACCAGUAAGAAGAGAUCUCAUAAGCUUUGCACCUGACCAUCUCAGAUAGUAAUCCAUAUUGUUAGGUUGUGGUACCUUUUAGUAUCUAAGCUACGAGAUCUUGUUAUUGUCUGAAACUGUUGUAUAAAUAUGAGCAUCUGUGUACAUCCAAGCUCCUAUGUAAAUGUGAUAUUUUCAUGAGGUUGCCAAACUCAAUUUGUCAGCAUUAAUUAACUUCUUUUAACAAGAGAAGAAACCUGCUCCCACUUCUAUAAUGUGAUUUGUGUCCUUUCCUGUUUCACGAGAAGAAAAAAAUCGUCGGGACUCGGGAGAGCCGCGAGAGAUGGCGUGGCGUCGAGGCCGCGAGAGAUGGCGUGGCGUCGAGACCGCGAGAGGCAGGAGCAGCCAGAUGCGCGGCGGGCUCGAUGCGCGACGGCGGCGGGCUACUGGUUACGCGACGGCGGCGGCGGGUGUCGUUCGGGCAGAGUUAGUGAUCUCCAAGGUAGACGACCUCAUGAACUGGGCGCGGAGGGGGUCGAUCUGGCCUACUGCGCCGUCGAGAUGAUGCACGCCGGCGCGUCCUGCUAUGACUUCGACCGCUUUCGCGUCAUCUUCCGCCCAUCCCCGCGACAGUCCGACUGCAUGAUCAUCGUCGGGACGCUCACCAACAAGAUGGGGCCCGCGCUCGGCAAGACAAAUGGGAUAGUGCGGUGAAUCGUCGGCGGCGGCGGCCUCGACGCUCGACGACGGCGGUGGCCUCGACGCUCGACGGCGGCGGCUGGAUACGCAACAGCAGCGGUGGGCUCGAUGCGUGGCGGCGGCGGCAGGCUCGAUGGGAGACGACGGCGGCGGCCUCGACGCGCGACGGCGGCAACCUCGAUGCGCGACGGCGGCAGCGAUUUCUGACCUGGAAGAGAGGAUGCGGCGAUUUCUGACCUAGAAGAGAGAUCUUAUUUUUGUUAGCCCCAUCAUGCCCCAACUAAAUCAACGGUUAGAUUAGAUUGGUACCUCAUAGUACCUCAUCAAGGAUGGGAAAAAUGCUCAUAAUUUAUUGUUCAAGAAACAUAGAUAGUCAGCUAUUGAAGGACAUAACAACCGCUGUAGGGGAUCAUUUUCUGAAUGUUUUUUGCUAGUUAAAAGAAAUAGAAGCUAAAACUUGACCCUUAUCAAAAGAGACAAAAGAAGAAAACCAUUUUCUGAAUGUUUAUUCCUUUUCUAACCUGUCGCUGUUGUAGCAUUGGCUAGCAUGCGAACUGGUCAACUAAAAUGCAUGUGCUUUUGAAACUUGACGAGAAUUCCAUGGCGCUGAACCAAACCUGUAGAAUCGUCUCCGCUAUGUAGUCAACCUUGUACGGUUAUAUUAUUGGAACUGCAAAGAAAAAACAGAAAUUAGGAUCCAAACAGUUCACACUGAAAAGUAUGGUUUGAAAUAAAUUCUAGAUAUACAUGUAACUUUGUAUAUGUAACCACAGGGCAAUACCUUUCGCUUUAUGGAGACUUGGAGUUAGUAGAGUACGUGGCUGCCUUAAUUCAGAUCAUAUCCCCUCUUUGUAUAUGUAACCAGUGCAAUACCCUCUAUAAACAUUCAGAUUGUGUUUUCUCAGGUACCAGCUCUUCACCACUUGAGUGAUUUACAAAAUUUCAGAUCAUAUCUUUGCUGAUCAUAUGAGAAGUAGACAUGGAGACAUUUUUGUCCGUGAUUCUGAGUGAUCUUGCCAGUAGAUCCAUAUCUUUGCUGAUCAACAAGUGCUCAAAGCCAACAUUACCAUCCGUGGAGGAGAGACUGCAACGACUGCUGCUCCGGGUUCGUAUCAUUGUGGAGGAGGCAGAGGGACGGCUUAUCACAAACCAAGCCAUGCUGCAGCAACUGAACAUGCUAAGGAAGGAGAUGUACAGAGGGUAUUACACCCUCGGCAACUUCAUAUGCCAUGGCCAUGAAGAAGACAAUGCCAAAGAUCAUGAGGUGAGUAACUAUUUUAAACCAUCCAAGUUAAAUCCUGCCAAGCGCAUCCGAUACUUGUGGGAUGGUGGCCAGACCUUGCAAGAUCAGCUGCAGCAAGUUCUUGGCAGACUACAAGUCACCCUCGAAGAUAUGCGCGAGUUUGUCAUAUUCUUGAACUUUUGUCCUCGUUUGUGCCGGCAGCCAUAUAGCAUGCACUUGCUUAUAGACAAGUGUUUGUUCGGUCGCCAAAUGGAGAUGGAGCACAUCAUGAACUUCCUGCUCAAAGAGGAUACUCCCGGUGCUGAAAAUCCAGUGAGGAUGAUCUUGAAGAUGCAAGCAUGGAGACUCUUAGAGAUUCUGGUGUAAUCAAGCAUCAAAACAAUGCCACUGGUGGCAAAAUGAUAUUAAUCAUCAUCGAACUAACCAGAGACAUCGAUGAGGGUGUGUGGAGAAGGUUGUACUCAGUUUGCAAAUGUUGUGUUGCAAAUGGCAGUAAAAUUAUAGUCUCAAGCCGAUCUAAUAAGAUUGCGUGCUUUGGAACGACACAAGCUCUUCGAGUAAAGUUCUUUACUCAAGAAGCUUACUGGUACUUCUUCAAACUGCGCGCGUUUGGAAGCAUGGAUGCAGAGGAGCACCCAAAGCUGGAAUCAAUAGCGAUGGAGAUAGCAAGGGAAUGGAAUGGGUGCUUCAUGUCUUCAGGCAUCUACAAUGAACUUCUAAAAGCAAAUUUCAACACUCGGUUUUGGAGCACGGUUCUAACAAGAAUCAGAGAAUUCAGGAAGUUGAAUAUCUCACUCUAUGCAAAUUUUGAUGGUCCUUGGGAGGUGGUUGAAUCGGCAUAUGUUAGGAGGGUAAACGGAAUUUCCUCUGAAUAUAUUCUGAUUCUUCAUGAUUAUCAGACAUGUUCUGUUCCAAACAUGCUCCAUCGUUGUACAAACUCUGCUCAGAGUGAAGUUGAAGUUCCCCAGUUGAGUUUCGAAGAUUUUCAAUUUGGAAAUGUUAGGCCUCAAGGAAAAUUCAAGGUUCUCGGCUGGAGAUCUCACCUUCCACCUUACCACGACUACAUGUUCAGCUGUGAGGUACUGAAGUCGCAGCAUAUAGUUGCAAGAAAUAAGCGACCUCGGGAACUUUGCGGACGCGACUUCGGAUUGGGUGCCUGAUUUUUUAGCUAAAAAUCGGGCACCCGCCUCAUCCUCCGUCACUCUGUCAGCUAGCUGCUACAGAGACAUGGUGUAGCUGCAGCCUGUAAAGCCUACUAGAAAUUAACCAAGUCACUACUAGUACAUGCAUGCGUUUAGUAAAAAAGAAAAUAUGGUUAGUUGAGUUGGUAUAAGUUUUUUUUAGUAAUAUUUGAACUAUCCUUUUCUCUUAAAUAACUUCUUCAAUCUACAA